Messenger RNA from Spirometra erinaceieuropaei, 11699 nucleotides. The record is from the annotation of a GenBank genome assembly. Lineage: Eukaryota; Metazoa; Platyhelminthes; Cestoda; Diphyllobothriidea; Diphyllobothriidae.
AUGUCUUCUCGCCACCGCCUUGAUCUAGGCGACCUGAAGCCUAGAAAGUCAAAGUAAUGCCCAUUUCCUUUUUAUUUUUGGCUUUAAGAUUUUCGGAUGCCGAAAAUAACAAUGGAAGGAAUUCCACCCGUGACAGGUCUCCUGAUCGCCCAAGGACGGGCUUUCCGUCUAAUUCGACCGCCCAGCUCCAAGUUAAUCCUUACACUGGUCUGUGCCAUUUUGUAGGACGUUUUGUUAAAGAAAAUCUCCUUUUGAUUUGAGCGAACGUGAACACUUUAAAUGCUCUUGAGUUUGAAGGAAUAACUGCGCAGUGUCCGCUCGUUCUUGUAUCAUGUGUACAGCGAGGUCCAAUGCUCUUCUUUUGUAAACUCGUAUUUUUUAUGCAGUUUAUUGUUAAGCCGUCGUGACUUUCGUUCUCAACGAUAGGCUGGACUGAUGUUUAACUAUAACAUGGGGCCGGAUUUCGCUGUGCGUCAUUACCGUCUGCCUUCCCCCCAUCAGGCGAUUCAUCAAAUGCUGAACUUUAGGAGUUUAACCUUGGGGCCUUUUGUUUCUUACGCUCCUUAUUUCCAUUUUCACCGAGUACACUUGCUGAUCAUAUCACGCAUUAAGUGUCAGGCAGGUUUUUUCAGGUUUUGUAGUAUUUUGUUAGAAUUGGCCUGUCAACUUAUGAGACAGAGGGGUUAAUGACUAUUUGAGAAGAUGGCAUGCAGGCUUUACUAAACGUUCACACAGCAUUCAGAAAAUGGAGGGAUUUCCUUCCUGAGAGAUGCAUCCUAAGUCAUGUUCUCCAAAACACUCAGAAGGUGCGUUAGCCCAAUGUAUAUCCCCGGUCGAUUUUUGUGGUCGUUUUCUCGUGGAAACAUCUCAUCUACAAGCUUUCCAUUGUUUGUUUUUAUCCCAACUAACCCAGGCAUAUUUUCACAUGGUAGUGGAAGCAAGUAUAAUCGUCUGUGACCAAAUUGCUUAAAGUGCAAGUGAAUUUCCUUUAUGCAAUUGUAAGUGAUUAUGAAAAAAGUACUGCAAGAUAUCCGUUAGCCUUGGCCGAAUGCCAUUUGCAAACUAGCCCUUCAGCUGGACUGGGAGGUGCUCUGGCGGAGGUAACUAUUGAGACGCCCUGUGGGAACAGCCGCAAACAUGGUAGGGCGAAUGUGUAUGGUGUUGGUUUGAGUGCGCAUGACCUUGAAAUCGCGCUCCGUGCCGUUUACUCCUGUGUUAUGUACUGUCUUUUUAACUAUGGUUAACCCGUCAGAAGGAUGGUGGGCGGUUUGAGACUGUUAACACAACCGGUUAAAAGAUGCAGCAUUUACGGUUGAGAUGAGAAAUUUGGUUCCUCCAACCAGAAAAUGCCACUUCCCCGUAUAAGGUGGUGGUCGACACAAGGACCAUGUGGGUUAUCUCGGCUGCUCUCCCGAGUCGGAUCACUGUUAUGGCCAUAUUUUACUGUUUCCUAAGUCAUUCCUCGCUUCUGACCUGCUCGCCUUCAACUGAGUCCAGCUUGGAUCAGAACAGUCAGUAUAGUGACGGACCAGUCAAUCGCGUCUCAUACGCUUGUAAUCUGGCGCUGUCACAUUUUUGUUUAUUUAUUUAACAUCGAGUGACGCUAGAGGCGCAUUUCCAACAUAUACGUAUUUAGUCUUGGUAUUGUCGGCGGCUAACGUCUCUAGCUGCUUCCCGCUAGGAAAUGAUCAUGAAAUUAUGAACUUAUUUAUCCUAAUUUUAAAUAUUUCCUUUCCGCUACCCCAGGACUUGCGUAUACCCAACGUUACUUCGAUAUAUAUCGAAAACGCGUCACGCUCCCCGUUUGGGAAUACAAGGAGGAAUUUUUUAAAGUCCUUUCAGAAAAUCAGGUAUGUUUUCUUGUAUAUUCUAUAUUUUGAUAAGGUUACGGUCCUGGUCGGUGAAACUGGAUCCGGGAAAACCACGCAAAUACCUCAGUGGUGUCUGGAAUGGCUCAAGUCUCGUUAUACUUCCAAGAAAUGCGUCGCCUGCACACAGCCGCGUAGAGUUGCUGCGAUGUCCGUGGCCCAGCGUGUCUCCGAGGAAAUGGAUUGCCAACUUGGAAACCAAGUCGGUUACAGCAUCCGUUUCGAGGACUGUACCUCCAACCUUACGAUUUUAAAGUUAGUCUGGUUCUGUCCUGGCUAUUUGUUUAUUUGCCUUCUUAAAGCUUAGGGUUAGAGAAGGGCGAUUUACACCAAGUGGUCAUGUUAACAAGUAAUAACCCGCUGUCUCUAGCGGCGGCGUGCAAAUCCACAACACAUCACAAAACCGACCUGUUUACCGUUGUAGGCCACUUUCCCGUAUUGCUAAUUUCGCAGUGGGCCAUUCCUGAGUGCCGUCUUUUUCAUGCAGAGUUCGUAUCACUGCCUUAUAUCCUCGUCUUAUCUUGUUAAGCGGUCAAAGGGAACUAGUAAUACGACUUUGAGUACACACGAUUUCCUAUUUUCUCUCGACCUGCCCAGGUAUAUGACAGAUGGUAUGCUGCUGCGAGAAGGUAUGUCCGACCCUUUGCUUGAAAACUAUGGGGUCAUACUGCUUGAUGAGGCCCACGAACGCACUCUGGCCACAGACAUUCUAAUGGGCUUGCUUAAAGAAAUUAUUGGUCAGCGUCCCGACCUGAAAAUAGUGGUGAUGAGUGCCACUCUGGAUGCCGGCAAGUUUCAGGUAAGCGUUCUCUCCCACCACAUCAAAUAAUUAUUUUAAUUGCCAUCUUCAGUUCGUAAAAACUCUUUACCGACCCAUAUGCACACUAUCUUUCAGGAUUAUUUCGAUAAAGCACCUCUCAUGACAGUCCCUGGGAGAACGCACCCGGUGGAAAUAUUUUAUACACCGGAGCCUGAACGGGAUUAUCUAGAGGCUGCAAUUCGAACAGUCAUUCAGAUACACAUGUGCGAGGAGAGCGAAGGUGAUAUUCUUCUUUUCCUGACUGGCCAGGAGGAGAUUGAAGAGGCUUGCAAGCGCAUCCAGCGUGAGGUUGACUCUCUCGGCCCAGAUGUCGGCGAACUUCGGUGCAUUCCCUUAUACUCUACACUCCCACCCAACCUACAACAACGCAUUUUUGAUCCUCCUCCUGCACCUCGAAAAAAUGGGGCUAUUGGCAGGAAGGUAUAACCCUUGGCUCCUUUUCCUGUCUGCUGACUUGCGAAGGUUCUGUCUUUUCGACUUUUGGUAGUGUAUACACUGUUGCAACCUUCGUAACAGACCUGCUCACGUCGAUGGUUCAUUUACAUUUGCCAUCUCUCUUUUAGUUGCUAGGUCACACGGAGGCACGACAGGAUUUAGCUUUGUAACGGGACUACUGUUUUUAUAUCAUGAUUGGCCAAAAUUCCAAGUGCGUCGCAGCCCUCAGACAGCGAAGACUUGAAGAUGACACGAUGGCCCCGACAAGAGCUUUAUAAGCCUAACGUUUCGGAUUCCUGCUCGAAUCCAUCAACCCUUAUCUGCUUUUGUCUCUGCUCUUAUCUCUCUUGUCUGCUUUUGAUGAAGCUCUUGUCCCGGCGAUCGUGUAUUCUUCUUCUUCUUCUUAUUCUUCAAGACUGCUUCCUAGCACUCCUCUCUUCACUUCUAUUAGCGAAGACUUGUUAAAACCGAAGGAACUAAUCUAGUUACUUAAGCUGGCUGCGGUUCCUUGCUUUCAUAUUUUCACACUUUAGGAUUUCGUGAUCCGCAUUCUUACACCCAAUUGAUCGUGCCCAUCUCUACCUUAAGCCGAGAACACUUUAGCGUGUAUGGUUAAGUCGGAAAAAACCUCAAGUCCUCAGAGAAAUGUUCCUGCUUAUCCGCCUUUUCUUCCUGAUUUUUUACUCAUCCCGUUUCAUGUCUAGCUCACUAGUCAUUAAAGUCAGGGUUAUUCGGGGUCCAAGAUAUUAGGCGCUUAAGUCCAAUACCUUGGAAAACGCUCGAAGAUCGCUCUCAAAUCAGUGAAACAUUUUAUGAUCUUCGAUGAGUCUGUCUUUCCUGAAUUGUCCCCAAUCCCGCCUUCUCUUCUGAUGCUGACGAGAAUAAGACCGGUUCUCCUGACUCUUAGUUCCGAAUUACUUUAAAUUUUUCUGACUUACUUGAUUGUUUUACUUUACAGGUUGUCGUCUCAACAAACAUCGCAGAAACUUCCCUCACUAUCGAUGGUGUCGUCUUUGUUAUUGACCCUGGGUUUGCAAAACAGAAGGUCUAUAAUCCGCGCAUUCGUGUCGAGUCUCUGCUGGUGACUGCAAUCAGCAAGGCCUCCGCGCAACAGCGCGCCGGACGCGCAGGUCGUACUCGACCCGGCAAAUGUUUCCGCCUCUAUACUGAACGGGCCUAUAGUACGGAGAUGCAAGACAACACCUACCCCGAAAUUUUGCGUUCCAAUCUCGGCACCGUGGUGCUUCAGUUGAAGAAGCUGGGCAUUGAUGAUCUGGUUCACUUCGACUUCAUGGACCCCCCAGGUGUGUUUGUGCCGCCUGUGGCGUAGCCGCAUUUGCUAACAGCGCCUCCCUGCUCCUCCGCAUUUUCAUAUGUCAGCCUGGCGUAAGGCAUAGUGGCCGAAAUUGUUAUUUAACCGGAAUUCAGGGCUUCGGAAGCCACGAAAAUCGUUAUAGACUAGUGCAAUGGGAUUUUAACGAAGUUCUCAGUUAUGUGCACGAAGGGCAUGAGUAGAGAUGGAUUACGGCCAUGUCCGAUGUGCUUUCCUCAAUACUAAAGAAGGCCCAUUUUCGGACUUGGCAGCGACCCAUAUUCGCACUUUCAGCAUAUCGCUUCUCGGUUUUCCGCCCUGCCCCCUACUCAUUAUUAAUACCUACCAUCCUCAUAUUAUUUCGGGGAUUUUCUGAGAACUUUUAGUAUUUAUUACUCUUGGUUCACUACUCCGGAGGGAGCUGGCGUCCACCUGAUAGCUCCCUGACGAACACAUAUGAUUCAAACGGCAGCAUGUGUAUUUCAGCAAAGAAAAUGCUCCGUUGUUUCUUGUGCUAAAACUGGUUACUCGGUUCGCUAGAAUGCAUUUCUGAUGAGAUUCACAAAUCCAACUUCCAUAUCCAGUCUCUUUUCAAUUUACAAAACAGACAAGAUAUAAGUCGAGGCACUGAGUGGAGUCUCUGUUACCAGUGUUUUCUUCAUGCCCAUCAGGAUGCAAAAAGGAAGAGACCAUUUACAGUUGGAGUACUCAUGCAAUGUGUCGUCGCAUGCAGAAUUUGGUGGCAGUAUCAUUAGUGGCCCCUGACUCAUCGUUAUCAACCGUAUUUACUUGUGGGUGAUGUAAUGGAGACCAACUAAAUUGGUUAAGACUGUCCUUAUACUGCAACAGGGUGCUCUGGUUCUCAAUGCGCUCGCACUGUUCUUAGAUAGGAUAGUCAACAACUUUCGUAGGUUUAUGGUGCAAUUAGCAUAGAAGGAUGGCUCUGCUUUAGGCCAUCAUAACUCUCUACCUUAUUAAUUGCUGUAAUGCUGCAAAUAUUUCCGCCCUUCCUUCCAAUUGUAGCCCCGGAAACACUGAUGCGCGCCCUGGAGUUACUAAAUUAUCUGGCGGCCCUGGAUGACGAUGGCAAUUUAACUGACCUUGGGAGUAUGAUGGCAGAAUUCCCUCUGGACCCGCAGUUAGCCAAAAUGGUCAUUGCAUCCUGCGAUUACAACUGUUCCAACGAGAUUUUAAGCAUAACUGCCAUGCUGUCUGGUAAGUGGAACUUCAAAAAAACAAACUAGACUUUGUCUUUGCUCCAUGCUUUUAACCACCAUUAGUCCUACUCCAUGGGCAUUCCCCCUUUAUGGAGUCACUAGUGUUCGGAAUAGACGUGCAAGACGUCUUGGUGUCGCCAAAAGUGCGACAACCCAACACAGCCGAGACUGGACGGAGAAACUGCCCCUCCCCCCUCAUGCAACCUGAGUCCAAGAAGGCGGUAGCAAAUGACCACCAUUGAAGUCGCAAAUCUACGAAGCCGUUGAGAGAAUUCUUGGAUUCAUCAUACGGCGCCACAGUUACCGAACCAGCGGAAGAAUCUUUCUGUUGUCUGCCAAGACGACUCUAGAUAGGUUUUGCAACAAUUAUUCUUUCCUCACACUUCGGAGAAUGUCGGUAAAGUCCCCCAGAGAUGACAAUAAAGAUCAUCGGGUUAGAAUGUCCAUCUUCGUAGAACAGGACUCAAGUAUCCGUAACACUUGUUGAUGGUAGGCCCUCUACAAGCGUCCUUGGACACUCUAGACUUGGCUGUUCAUGCGGCAACGGUGGAAGGAUACUGGACUUUACUGAUCAUGACCGACAGGCACCAACACGUGCCUCCAGCAUCGCCACAAACAGCUGCUGAUCUGAUAUUCAAACGGCGACCAUACGGCCAACCAAGUCGACUGCAGUUUUAUUGGUGCAGGGUUCCGCAGUUUUGUUCACGAUAGCAUAUCGGUGAGUGGUGCCGAGACUGCUAACAUCCGUGGAUAGGACCAUGUUCUCUUUCGCAAACGUCUGAAAGUUUCUCUCAUCCGCACCCAAAAUAUCAUGUGCAAGACGCAAACUUCGACAGCCCUACAGCUUUGAAGCCUUGAGCACAGAAAUCCGAUCUUCUUUUACGACCCUAGUCGUAGGGGAAGUCAGUGGUCAUUGGUCAUGAUUAUAGUCAUCAGUCUAUAGGUUGGCUUAGAAAAUUCCUGGAUUAAUCUAGGGACGCCGCAGAAGGGCCUUGCAGUUGCCUGCCCGACGGCUCGGGUCAGGUUCUGCAACCCUUAUUCCCUCCACCAACUUUGGAAAAUGACAACAACGUUUGCUGGGGAUGACAGGCAAAAAAUAUUGGGCUGAAGUAGCGACCUCCAUGGAGCGGGUCUCAAAAGCUGAUGACACUUUAAAACUACCAAGUUAUCCGGCAAGUUAAUGGCAAGCCCUCGACACUUACUGACUCGGUUCGCGAUUUGAAUGGUCGUUUUAUUGCUGAAAACUCGGCAAAAAUUGGUUACUGGUUUGAAUACUUCGAGCACAUUCUCAAUUUCGAUGACCAGUUUACCUCUCCCCCCCUCCCCACCCGCUCACCUUUGCAGCAGGCUCUUACCCCUAUUCAGUCUGUGCAGCGUCGUGCGACUCUCCAUUUCAGGAGGAAAUUGUCGAUGCAGUACGGAAGCUACACGACACGAAGGCGUCCGCAAAGGACGGUAUGUCCACUGAAAUCUGAAAGUCUUGUGUCGACACUGGCGUCAUGCCUAUGUGGAGUGUUUGAGCAGGCGUGUAGAGAUGCGGUCGCUCCGGGAGACUGCGGUUCGGGCAUCAUUGUGCUUGUCUUCGAGAAGGGACAUAGGACUACCGCGGCUUAGGUUUCAUCGAAGCUGCUGCCGAGAUCUUUGUUACUGUCAUUCUCAGGCGAUUUUAGUGUGCAUGACUCAAGAACCCGAUCCAAUUAAGCCGGACUUCGACCUGGGUGUAGAUGCACCGACCGCACAUUUAUAAUGAGGCACAUUUUUAAUUCCACCACGUCUACCAGCAACUGACGGUUGUCUGAUUCGUUGACUUCGCCGCGGAAUUCGACUUCGUCCAUCAUGGAUAGCUGUGGCCGACAAUAUGACUGGACAGCAUGUUGACGGAAAGCAUCGUCCUGAUCCGCGCUUACUAUCGGCCGACCACUGCGCGAGUUGUGGUCCACCAAAUCCCCCAGCCGUUCGACAUUUAACCAUUUAGCAAGGUUGCGUUUUUUCAUCCGGCCUCGGGCUUUGGUGACCUACAACCUGUGUCGCGGAUGGGUGAGGUCGCUAAAACAAUUUGUCCAUAAAUACUGUGAAAACCAGUGUUUUCAAGCUGAAUCCCCCGCCAGGAAAGCGCACCCUUCAAGGCGACGCGCUCACCGAAUGGACAGAGUAAGAACGACAUUGUAUCCUCAGCGGGUUCUGCUCGCGUGUUUUCCACAAUCAUUAAAAGGUGUCUGCAGACCCGAGACGAAAUGUCUAUCGCCACAAACAUUUUCGUUUACAGGGUAUUCGGGCUCAGUGUUGUUGCCUUCAAUCCAGCUCCGAUUUCCACCAGGAGGGCUGACAGAGAAGUCAACUCAAACCCUGGCCUGGCACAGUCCGUCAAGACUUAGAGAGGUUCCUGGGACCUUUGGUACCCGGUUCCCGUCGUUAGAUGAGUGGGUCAAGCUGUCCAUUUCCGCUGCCGCGGAUCAUCAGAUAUGAAGAGCUCCAAUUCGUGACAUAAUCGAAGUCAAAUAAGUCAUGCACGAUCAUAGCCGUACCAAAUACCAAGUUCGGAACCCAAAACCUGAAUGGACUUCCGACUCAGACUAUCUUCUAUUGUAGCUCGCCGUUUUUAAUGUCACAAGCGAUUUUGUCGUUCAGGCGGCGCCUACAACGCCUAGCUGCCGUCUUUUUGACCUCAUUUUCGAAGGGGUAUUUUACUACCACCUACCACUUGUUUUACUUGCAUAUCGCGAUUUAUUUUUGUCACAUUCCCUUUCAGUGCCCCAGUGUUUCGUUCGACCAGCGGACGCGAAGAGAGCUGCAGAUGAGGCGAAAAUGCGUUUUGCUCACAUUGACGGCGAUCAUCUGACCAUGCUGAAUGUUUAUCAUGCUUUUAAGCAAAGUAAGUCGUACUUUUGUCUCCCUGAACCGUGCUGUGCCCCUUCUACAACGCCCUCUCUACUAUAUUCUUUGGUCUCCAAUCAGUGAACGACAGGAUUGGCCUACAGUGGCAUUGAUGCAUCAUAGUUCAUAGGCAUCUUCGUGUACACGCCUGCAUUCGACACUACCCAUCAUAUCGUUAUCCACAGGUCCUAUAGAAGCUCAUCGUGUGCACCAGAUUUCCUUCGAAAAAUCACUGCAUUGAUGCCCGCACUGCCGCACAGUCGGCCAGCAGACUUGUAAAAGUGUUCCCACGCCCCCCCCUCUCUCCCCAAAAAGUGCUCUUCUUUUGUUGCUUUAGCCGCGGAUGGAGUCGUUUUGGCUCAUAGCAUGUAUUAGUCGGGUUACGUUGACGUUUCUCUAGUCCUCAAAUAUCACUGAAAGUGUCGCACGCAUUUGACGGAGGCUCACGCCACAUCAGCCGCUGCGUCAAAUGUCAUUAGUUGAUUUUUACGCUCGGCCAGGCUGCCGGAAAGAGAUAGUGGAACUAACACGGAGGCUCCUUCUGACAAUUCAUGUUAUAAUCCUGAGACCAGUUCUUCAGUGGCAAACCAUGCUAUAGAGAAUAACUAUAACCAAGUUACCCAGAAGUAUAGUGGGGAGGGCUGGUUGUGUUUAACGCAGGAUGACAGUGCGGAUAGAAGCGAAGAGGCGAGCUCCACGAGGCAGUCAGGAAUAGGGAGACGCGGUCACUGGGACUAGUGCUUUAUUCGCCUAACGUUUCGGACUCACACUCGAAUCCUGUAAUCCCUAUCUCUGGAAACGUUCGUUGUCCACACUGGGGUUUCGGGAUUCUUCUGGUACUGGUGGUACUUUUAGAACUAACUCUCUUUGGCCCUAUACACUUAGAAAACGAUGUCUUGCAAUUUUCCCAUGGCAAACUCUACCUCCGAUGGGUUUUAGACAAAGUGCCUCCUUUGUUAGAAAGGCAGCGUCAUUCCUCUUCGCUAAUACUGAAGCCAGUGGAAGCAUCAGAAAGAAUCUUUCAGAUUACAUCUGGUUUCGCACCAAUACGUCCGCCUGGUGGCCAUACCUGGCGAUUUUACAGCCACUCCAUAGUAGUUUUUGUGGUUUAGGCCGUGUAAACCUGACCCCUCGAAAACAAACUUUUCUGUCUUUGGUUGUUAAUGUUAAAGAAGAGUCUUCACAUUUUUGUAGAUCAGGAAGAUCCUCAGUGGUGCUAUGACAAUUUUAUAAACUUCCGAUCCCUGAAGUCUGCUGACAAUGUCCGCGUUCAGCUUUCGCGUAUAAUGGAUAGGUUCUCGCUAAGACGUUCCAGCACCGAGUUUUCAUCCCGGGACUACUACUUGAACAUACGCAAAGCACUUGUUGCCGGUUUCUUCAUGCAGGUACGCCUUUGUUUUUUUCAGCCCCACUGCCUAGCUAGUCAUGAAGCCCCCACUUAUUGUGAUAUUGUUCCCUCUUGGUCACUUUUUAAAUUUUCUUCCAGGCAUUUUGCAUGAAACAUAAGGGCUGUUGAUCUGUGUCAGUUUGAGACGGGACGACGUAAUCUUUAUACAUCAUAAUUCACUAUAAAGUGCAUCUUUGACUAGCCAAAAAUUCCACGUUAGGUCAUAAAACUCAAGCCGUCAUACGUCGGAUACGCACUUCUUGUGUCAUAAACAUGUCGCUGCUCCCCGGCGUCGUCCUCAUACCUCGAUCAGGACAUCGCCGUCCUUAAAAAUGUUUAAAGCCCACCGGCCAACCUUGUUCGUCCUUUCGAAAUCUGCUCCCAGUGGGAAAUCUGAGAGCCCAAACUCUUCACAGAAUCGACAACGCUGCAACUUGACUGAAGCGUAAAGGUAGUUGGUGGGAUAGACUGCAUAGAUUCCUAUGCGUUGCACUAUGCACGUACGCGAAGCCGUUGAGGGCACCCCCGAAACCUUUACUAACCCUACUAAAUAAGCUGUUUUUCCAGCAGAAGUCUGUGCAGUUAGAUGCUUUAUUUCCAAGAGCUAGGAGGGCAUUUGUUCGGCCGCCAGUGUUUCAGGAAUAUGAAUGAACGUGCCGCAGCUUAGUCUGCUGUUCCCAGCGUUAACGCAAAAUACGGCCUUUUCACGGUCUGCGCUUCUUAAAGCCCACGCAGUUGGGAUUAUCUUGACCCUUGAGUCACAAAAUGCCAAUUUCUCUCUUCUACAUGAUUUUCGAGUUUACCAACCCUAUAGGUUGCCCAUCUGGAGCGAACUGGUCAUUACCUGACUGUAAAGGAUAAUCAGGUCGUUCAGUUGCAUCCAUCUACGGUACUCGACCACAAGCCCGAAUGGGUUCUUUAUAACGAAUUUGUGCUGACAACCAAGAAUUACAUCCGCACAGUUACGGAGAUCAAACCAGACUGGUGAGUUGUUCUCUCUCGUUUGUCUCUCGUUCUAGAGUCUGAUACAAAAUUUGAAUAGCAAUUUUGCAAAGACUGUCAUGUUGAUGACAAGUACAUCUCGAUUAAUAUUUCAGUGCACUAACGUCUUUUCUCAAAAACAUUUCGUUUUUCGAGCAAGACGCCUAAAUCCUCACUUACAUCACGCGCUACUUCCGCAUUUCCACACCAAUUUGUCCGAAUGAUGAUGACUGGCCUGAAGGACUUCCACGUAUUUUUAAUCCAUUUUUCCUAAACGAGAUCGUAUAUUUUGACAACGCGUUGUUAUGUCGUCAAGUUUCCCUAAAUUUAGCUUGUUUCUCGACUUCAACAGGACGGCAAUCUUAGAUCGGUCACUCAAGUAUCGUUUACCACAAAUUUUUACCAAAAUUCCAAGUCCUCCCACCCCCUCAAUGGCAGCUAACCAGAUUCAGCGAUUAGGCUUUAGUCAAUUUGCUUUAUUAAUAGCUUGAUCGCCCUACUGAAUCUCCGAGCUAAAGUAAGUAGGCAAGGCCCAUGUUUUCGGAACGCGGACGACUCGCAUGCAAGUAGAAUGCCCCUAACCGAGGAGGCAGUAUUCAGUGUGCAAGUUAGAAACUGUUAGUGACUUACACGAUCUUUCCUUUUUAGGCUUGUAAGGAUAGCGCCACAGUACUACGAUAUGACCAACUUCCCCGAAUGCGAGGCCAAGCGCAUUCUAGAGCGCUGUGUACACCGGAUUCAGAACCGCAAACAGAACCAGCAACAGAAACAAGAACAACAGCAGCAGAACGAUACGCAGGCCUGA